AUGAGUAAACCCUUAUUUAAAUCUGUGACCCAUGUAAUUUUUGAUUUGGAUGGAACUCUAUUAGGUAACAGGAUUCAUAAAAAAACGUUUACUAAAAUCGCCAAAGAUCAUGGUAAAGAAUUUCCUGAUGAUUUACGUAUACAAAUCCUUGGAAAACAAGAAAUGGAUGUAGCUAUUAUGAUUAUUAACACAUUGCAACUAAAUUUAACACCCGAAGAAUUAUUACAACAAGCUCGUAUCGAGGAAGAAAAAGAACUACAAAACGUACAACUUAUGAAUGGAGCCAGAGAUCUCUUGGAAUAUUUCUGUCGGCAUAAGAUACCGAUGGCGGUGGCAACAAGUAGUUCAGAGAAUAGUUUCCACGUGAAAACGGCUCAUCUGAAAAAUAUAUUUUCCGUGUUCCAUCACGUGGUCACCGGUUCUUCCGAUCCAGAAGUAAAAAACGGCAAGCCAGCACCAGACAUAUUCAAUAUAUGCGCUUCCAGGUUUCCAGGAAACCCCUCGAACAAUCAAUUUCUGGUAUUCGAAGACUCGCCGAACGGAGUGACUGCGGCUAUAGCGGCGGGCAUGCAAGUGGUUAUGAUACCCGAUCCCAUGUUACCAAGAGAACUUACUGCUAAUGCUACACACGUGUUGGAGUCCAUGGAAGAUUUCUGCCCGGAAAUAGUUUCUUUACCGCCACGCGGCUCCUGA
Molecule: messenger RNA, 693 nt
Organism: Rhopalosiphum maidis (corn leaf aphid)
Lineage: Eukaryota; Metazoa; Arthropoda; Insecta; Hemiptera; Aphididae
Product: pseudouridine-5'-phosphatase-like
Exons: 4
Coding region: 1-693 (230 amino acids)
Molecular function (GO): phosphatase activity
Source: RefSeq, a predicted model, not a curated record